Molecule: messenger RNA, 4571 nt
Organism: Drosophila bipectinata
Lineage: Eukaryota; Metazoa; Arthropoda; Insecta; Diptera; Drosophilidae
Gene: fra
Product: neogenin protein frazzled
Biological process (GO): cell-cell adhesion
Cellular component (GO): membrane
Molecular function (GO): protein binding
Source: RefSeq, a predicted model, not a curated record
AUGACCAACCGCCAGGAGGGAAAUAGUAAAGUCAUAAGGAUAUGGAGCUGGCUAAUCGGCAGUCUGCUGAUAAUGCAGAUGAUUGCAGGAAGUUCGGGCAGUCAAGCUCUCUCGUUCACCUUGGAGCCGCAGGAUGCCGUGGUGCCCGAGGGCCACUCAGUGUUACUCCAAUGCUCCGGCAACGCCCAGCUUGCCACCGGUCGUGGGGCAAAGGGCAAGCUCUCCGCCAGCACCCCGGCCACGCCGGUGAACAUCCGGUGGCGGGGACCCGAUGGCCAGGAUCUGGUCAUUGUGGGUGAUACAUUCCGAACCCAGCUGAAGAACGGAUCCCUGUACAUCAGCUCCGUAGAGGAGAACCGGGGCCUGACCGGAGCCUACCAGUGUCUGCUGAGUGCCGACGGCGUGGGCAGCAUCCUCAGUCGGCCGGCCAUAGUGGCCAUUGCCCGCCAGCCGGACCUGAACCAGGACUUUCUGGAGACCUACCUCCUGCCCGGCCAGACCGCCUACUUCCGUUGCAUGGUGGGCGUGGCCGACUGGCAGGAGGGAGUGAAGCAUUCAGUGCAGUGGUUCAAGGACGACUUGCCACUGAACCUGGACAAGAUUCGGAUGGUGGUGCUGCCCAACGGGGCGCUGGAGAUCGACGAGGUGGGUCCUUCAGAUCGGGGCUCCUACCAGUGCAACGUCACCUCUGGCAGCCUGUCCCGGCUGAGCAGCAAGACCAACCUGAACAUCAAGAAGCCCACCGAUCCGGGUGUGGAGAACGCAGUGGCUCCCUUGUUCCUGGUUGGACCCUCGCCCAAGACGGUCCGCGAGGGCGACACCGUCACCCUGGACUGUGUGGCCAACGGAGUACCCAAGCCGCAAAUCAAGUGGCUGCGGAACGGCAUGGAACUAGACUUUAACGACCUGGACUCCCGCUUCUCCAUCGUGGGCACUGGCUCUCUCCAGAUCUCCAGCGCCGAGGACAUCGAUUCCGGGAACUACCAGUGCCGGGCCAGCAACACUGUGGACUCGCUGGACGCCCAGGCCACCGUGCAGGUCCAAGAGCCGCCCAAGUUCAUCAAGGCACCAAAGGACACCACCGCCCACGAGAAGGACGAGCUGGAGCUGAAGUGCGACAUCUGGGGCAAGCCGAAGCCCACCAUCAAGUGGCUGAAGAACGGGGACGUGAUCACGGCCAACGACUACAUGCAGCUGGUGAAUGGACACAACCUGCGCAUCCUGGGACUCCUAAACUCUGAUGCCGGAAUGUUCCAGUGCGUGGGCACGAACUCGGCGGGCAGUGUCCAGGCAUCCGCGCGACUGCGAGUGGUGCCCCAAGGAGGCCAGUCCACCAAAUCCCUACAGACCUUUGACAAUCCGACCAGGCGACACCGAAAACCGAACCACAACAAGUCCGGGGAGCAGCUGCGCACCAAGUCCGGUGCCAGUUUCCUCGACGACCUUGAGGACGAUGACGACUCCAGUACGAUACGACUAAAGAUACCCCUCGAACACCCACUGAACGAUCGAAUGUUCGACAUGCUGAACGAGGCUAGUGCCCUGCGGAAGGGGCUGGACGCCUCCAAGAGCUACGAGGACGAUGACGGCGACUAUGACGAUGACGAUCCGGCGGCCAAGGAGGUAUUCCUGGCCGCCUACAAACAGGGCGGGGACCCACAGCAAAUACUGGACUCCUGGCAGGAGAGCAGCAACAAGAAAUCCCAUCAACAAAAACAACCAUCCCCUGCUUUCCCAGAUUCCCCCGAACAGGCUCCCGGUGUACAGAAUCCCUCGUCCGCGAAACCAGCUCUCGGUAAUGGUCUGCUAGCCAGGCUGCCCAGCCAGCCGCGUGACUUGGUGGCCCAGAUAGUGAAGCCGCGUUUCGUGACCCUCAGCUGGGUGGAGCCCGUCCAGAAUGCCGGAGAAGUCGUCUACUACACUGUCUACUACAAGAUGAACCACAGCGAGCGAGAGCAAAAAAUGGUCACCAAAUCGCAUGAUGAUCUCCAGGUCAACAUUCAGUCGCUACUGCCGGGACGCACCUACCAAUUCCGUGUGGUGGCCAAUACCAACUUUGGCAAUGGCGAGUCCUCCGCUCCCCUGGAGGUCAACACCCAACCGGAGGUGAACAUUGCCGGGCCACCGCGUAACUUUGAGGGCUUUGCCCGCAGCCAUCAGGAGAUCUUUGUGAGGUGGGAAGAGCCGGCCGUGACCAAUGGAGAGAUACUCAAGUAUCGGGUCUACUACUCGGAGAACGACCGUGGUGCUGAUUUGUAUCAUGACACCACCACCUUAGAUGCUGUGCUAUCAGAGCUGCAUCCUCAUACGGACUAUGUGAUUACCGUGGCGCCUUUUAAUAGAAACGGCAUGGGUGAUCCUUCCUCCGAGAUUCGAGUGAAAACAUUCUCCUCCACGCCCUCAGAACCCCCCAACAAUGUCAGUCUGGAGGUGACCAGCUCCACAUCCAUUACGGUACACUGGGAGCCACCGGAAGAGGAGGAUCGCAAUGGCCAAAUAACCGGCUACAAGAUCCGCUAUCGCAAGUUCAAGGAUGCCCCGCAGGUGAAGAGCACUCCCGCCAAUAUUCGUUACUUUGAGCUCAGCAACCUGGAUCGCAAUUCGGAGUACCAGGUCAAGAUUGCUGCCAUGACGGUGAAUGGUUCUGGUCCGUUUACGGAAUGGUAUCGUGUUAAUACCCUGGAGAACGAUCUGGACGAGACGCAGGUGCCGGGCAAACCCGUUUGGAUCAGAAUCCAUCCCGGCGCCGACAACAUUCAGCUGCACUGGGGUCCGCCGCAACAGCCGGAGAUCAAGAUACGCAACUACGUGCUGGGCUGGGGCCGUGGCAUUCCCGAUGAGAACGCCAUCGAGCUGAAGGAGACGGAACGCUAUCAUGUGCUGAAGAACCUGGAGUCCAACACGGAGUAUGUGGUGUCGCUGCGGGCGAGAAACAUCAAGGGCGAUGGCCAGCCCAUCUAUGACAAUAUUAAGACGCGUGACGAGGAGCCCGUGGAUGCGCCCACACCGCUGGAGGUGCCAGUGGGCCUGCGAGCCAUUACCAUGUCCAGCUCGUCGAUUGUGGUCUACUGGAUCGACACAAUGCUGAACAAGAACCAGCAUGUCACCGAUAAUCGCCACUACACGGUCCAGUACUGCAUCACUGGCUCGAACCGGUAUCGUUAUCACAACACCACGGAUCUCAACUGCAUGAUCAACGACCUGCGUCCAAACACGCAGUACGAGUUCGCCGUCAAAGUGGUGAAGGGACGACGGGAGUCCCCGUACUCCAUGUCGGUGCUCAACAGCACAUACCAGAAUGUUCCGGUUACGCCGCCUCGUGAGCUAACUGUACGCAUGGAUGAACUGAAUCCUCCCACUGUCAUCAUCCAGUGGCUUCCCCCCAAGCACACAGUGGGCCAGAUCACCGGCUAUAACAUCUACUACACCACGGAUACCACCAAGCGUGAUCGCGAGUGGUCCAUCGAGGCCUUUGCCGGCGAGGAGACGAUGCUGAUGCUGCCGAACCUGAAGCCCUACACCACCUACUACUUUAAGGUCCAGGCCCGCACCACCAAGGGCAGCAACAAUGCUCCAUUCUCGGCCCUGGUGUCCUACACCACCAGUGCGGCGGUGAUCAUGCAGGAGGCAGACACCAUAGCCAAUGGAUUCGACAACGAGAAGCUGCUCUACAUCAUCAUUGGAGCCACGGCCGUGGUGCUAUUGGUAGCCCUUCUAGGAAUUCUUCUGAUGUGUCGCCGCAAGCCUCAAUCCUCGCCAGAGCACACCAAGAAGAGCUACCAGAAGAACAAUGUGGGAGUGCCGAAGCCACCAGAUCUAUGGAUACACCAUGACCAAAUGGAGCUGAAGAACAUUGACAAGGGUCUGCACACAGUGACGCCUGUUUGCAGCGAUGGAGCUUCUAGCAGUGGUGCCCUGACCCUCCCCCGAUCGGUGGUGCACAGUGAAUACGAGUCGGAAACACCAGUGCCACCCCAUGUCACCAAUUCCCUGGACAAGCGCUCCUAUGUUCCAGGUUAUAUGACCACUUCAAUGAACUCCACCAUGGAGCGUCCACAGUAUCCGCGUACUCAGUACAGUCAUCAGAAUCGAUCUCACAUGACCAUGGAAACGGGUCUCUCCCAGCAGAGCCUCAGCCAGCCGCAAAACAACUCCAUGGCCCAGACGCCAGAGCAUCCCUACGGCGGUUACGACGCCAACUUUUGCAAUGCGAGCAAUGGAGCACCUGGCAACGGGUGUGUGUCCACCAUUGAGAGUGCCAAGCGCGGUCAUCCGCUGAAGAGUUUCAGUGUGCCGGGACCACCGCCGACGGGAGGAGCAGUGCCCCUCAACAAGCACACUCCUGCUGUCACAAUACGUCCACAGAACCAAUCGCCCUACAAGAAGCCAUCCUUUUCGGCUGCCACACCCAAUCGACUGCAGGGCGGCGGGUCCAUAGCCCACUCAACCGACGAGAUCCAAAGACUGGCCCCGAGCACAUCCACCGAGGAGCUGAACCAGGAAAUGGCCAAUCUGGAGGGACUGAUGAAGGAUCUGAGCGCCAUCACGGCCAACGAGUUUGAAUGUUAACA